UUUUUAAAGUGAAGUAUUUUAUUGGUACCCCAUCGGUGUAAAAAUAUAAAGACGUUUAUUUCAUUUUUGUGCCGGCAAUGAGAUUUAUCUGUAAAAGCGAACUAGAGAGGAUGUCAGAUUUUUGCAGGGCGGAUGUGACGUCCAUUGAUUACGGGUUUUUAUUUCCGGACAAAACAAAUGAAUCGUAGGAGGACCCGGAGGACUCACCAUUCACUUCACUGUAGCCCAAACGCUGAAAGGAGGGCUGAAACAGACGAAUGGAAAACCUCAAGUCAAAAAUCAUGGAGAGACCGAGGCAACAAAGAGAACACACUGGAGACGCCCGUGGAGGAGAGAAUACCUAAGGGAACAUGCCAGACCAUGUGCCCUGCCUUUGAAAUGCGACAGCGACAAGCACAGCACCGCCUCCAUCAGUAUGAGAUACUGAGGGGAACAGCGAAAGAUCGUCAGCCCAGAGCAGACCCUUUACGUACAGUGAAGGAGUAUGCCAGACCAGCUGCAGGCAAAGACUCCACAAACCCCAGUGACCUUAGAGCACCAGAUGUGUUGCAAAAGACUGUGCGCUAUCUUCUUGACGAAAUUGCUACCUCCCCAAAUCUACAUCCUUGGACGGAGGUGUAUGGGUUUGUCUUUGAUCGUCUACGUGCAGUGAAACAAGAUAUGAUUAUUCAGCGGCUAUCUGGGACAGAGUGUGUGACAAUUCUGGAGCAAAGUGUUUGUUUUCUUGUUUAUGCAUCAUACCGUCUUUGUGGUGAGCCUCUUCGGCAUUUUGAUCCGAAGAUCAAUGACAUGCAUGUACAGGAAAAUCUGAGCUGGCUACUGGACUGCUAUGUUUCUAGCUCGGCACCGAAUGACCACCGGAAAGAGUAUGAAGCACUGAAUUUGCUGUACAAUUUAGGUUGUACCAAGGCCCUGCAGCGUGUCAUGCAGCUUCCAGAGGGACUCCGCUGUGCUCCUGACAUUUCAUUGGCUCUCUCAAUCAAUCAUGCUUAUCUUGAACGUAAUCCAGUUCGUCUUCUUAGAUUGGCUAAGAAGUUGAACUUCCUACAAACAUGUGCUCUUCACCGCCAUCUCACAUCAUGCCGUAGAGAUCUUCUCCUAAUAUACAGUCAUGGAUUUAGCAGCCGUAACUGUCGUUUUCCACUUGAGAAACUGAGUGAUCUUUUGGAUUUGGAUACAUGUUAUACAACACAAUACUGCCAAUUAUAUGGAGUUGAGAUCAACCUAGAAAAUAAAGUUGUCUUUACUAAAAGUGCCUUUGCUGAGCCUGAACAGGGAAAAGGACAGUGUUUACAGUAUCACAAUACUAAAACUGAAAAACUUAAGUUAAUUUUAAUGGGAUGUAAAGUUCAUGACUCUUUGUAAUGAAUAGUGCUGUAUGGUGUGUUAUGUUUGCAUAGAGUAAUUUUAUUUUGACUAAAGGAUGUGCUACCCAGUGUUCUAAAAGCUGGAAUUUAUCUCUGUUCAUCUGUCUUGUUUAUUAGCUUAAAGAUAGUAUGUUUCUGGAGGUUUUUUUUUUUAAAGGUCAAAGGUCUUAUAUAUAUUUUUUUUAUAUAUAAAAAGGUUCAUAUUGUGACUUUAAUGCCCAUUGUCCUUUUUGUUAGUUUGAAAGGUGAAUUCAAUAAUAUUUAUUAUACAUUUAUUUUAGAUGAUGUAUGUACGUAGAGUAGCUU
This is a messenger RNA of Boleophthalmus pectinirostris (great blue-spotted mudskipper), 1673 nucleotides long. It is a transcript of the gene sac3d1, whose product is annotated as SAC3 domain containing 1. Gene Ontology annotation, biological process: spindle assembly; centrosome duplication. Gene Ontology annotation, cellular component: nucleus; spindle; centrosome. Bases 178 to 1365 code for a protein of 395 amino acids. The transcript is spliced from 4 exons. Lineage: Eukaryota; Metazoa; Chordata; Actinopteri; Gobiiformes; Gobiidae. The record is from RefSeq and is a predicted model, not a curated record.